Molecule: messenger RNA, 929 nt
Organism: Hylaeus anthracinus
Lineage: Eukaryota; Metazoa; Arthropoda; Insecta; Hymenoptera; Colletidae
Exons: 3
Coding region: 213-929 (238 amino acids)
Source: RefSeq, a predicted model, not a curated record
AGUACGAGGCUUCAGAAAGCAUCAAGCAUCAGCGUCGUGUGGUAGUGAAAAGUGAGUGAAUCGAGCUGAAGAAAAGAAAUCGUUGUAUCGUAUCGACGCUUCUGAAAAACAGUCGCACGUACAAUUUACGGUGCCGGUAACAACUUUUCCGCAGUAACAAAUAUUAAGUCAUUACUACAAAUCUUUAGUGUAAUCCAAAUCCAGCACGAAAGAUGGAGUGGAGUAAUGAGAUGGCACUCCAACUUAUCGACGCAUACAAAAAAUACCCUCUGUUGUGGAAUACAAAAGAUCCGUACCACUUUUCUCGCAGCAAGAAGAUGGACGCAUGGGAAUCGAUAGGAGCAAGUUUCGGAAUGCCGGCCGUCCAUGUGAAACAAAAAAUAAGCAGCCUGUUGGGAUCCUUUCGUCGGGAGAAAGCAAAGGGUGCAAGUAGUAUUCGUACGGGAAAAGCUCGCAAAGCCGUAUACAACUCAAAGUGGUUCGCUUUCGAACGAAUGAGCUUCCUGUUGGACAAGGACAAACCGCGGACAACAGUAGACACGAAUAAGGUGAAGGAAAACUACGACGAAAAAAGCAGCACACAACAGCCGUUACCAGACGUGGAUCCGCUCACCAAUUCAGCCAGCAUUAUGGAAUCGGAUAGCUCCUCCAACCAAUCUCCAACGACUCCAGUUCCUCCGAAGCGUCGUUGGCGAGUUUCCGAGAGGAAGGAUGAUGGCAGAUUGGAGAAGGCAUUUCAAAUUUUAAACACAUCACUCCCGUGGGAGCAGCCGGACGAAUGCGACACAUACGGUAAACAUGUGGCAAACAAAUUGCGGAGUUACAGCAAUCGCACACGUGUUCGAGUGGAGCACGCGAUUAAUAACAUUUUGUUCGAGGCGGAUAUGGGAAACUAUGAGGCUGCGAAUAAAUCACGAAUUAGCAGCUAA